AUGGAUAGUUUAUUAUCAACUUAUUUUGAAUCAUCUGAAAUUAAUGGUAAAGACGAAAUAACUCAACUUGAUAAUGAAAUUAACUUUCUUGAACUGAAGUACAUUGCUGAGCAAACCCCAUUUGAAAUUAAUAUGAAAGGAAAUGUAGUUGAGUUCUCAGUUAAUGUUUUACCUCAAUACGCUGGUAAGCUGUAUAUUUCUUUGACUCCUUACGACCAAAAAGAUGUUAUUCAAAAUUAUCCUACAUUCAGUUGUUUAUCUGAAGGAAAAACAAGGUCUUCAUUUGAGCUUCAACACAAAGGGUAUUAUCAAAUUCAUUUAAAAACAGGAACAGAAAUUGUAAAAUCAACAAAAAUUCAAUUUUCAUUUCAACAGCUUCAUUUAAAAGUUGUUAAUUAUAAUUCUCUUUUCAUAAAAUUGAAUGAACGUUCACAUAAAGGAGAUACUAUAGUACUUACACAACAACCGUCUCCUAAAUUAAAACAAUACUCUGAACAAACAAAUGACAAGUUAUAUCAAUACCCUUUAGAAAAUGGUGUUAUUUUAUUUCAUAUUAAAUUACCUGAAGCCAUUAGUAACAAACCAAGUCUUUGGUGUUGUUUCUAUUAUUCUACAAAUAAGAUAUCAGGUUCUCCUAUUCCACUUGCUUUUACUUAUUUCCAAGUCCCGUUCCAUUAG
Messenger RNA from Entamoeba dispar SAW760, 678 nucleotides. RefSeq lists its product as uncharacterized. The record is from RefSeq and is a predicted model, not a curated record. NCBI's taxonomy places the organism in Eukaryota, Evosea, Mastigamoebida, Endamoebidae. The transcript has a single exon. Bases 1 to 678 code for a protein of 225 amino acids.